AUGUUUGAUCGGUUUUUUGGUCGUGGCAAUAAUUUAAAGACUACACGCGAAGCCACCGCGUAUCUUUACAAAAAUUUCCGUUAUCUGGGCCUAAAACCCUGCAAGAAAUGGCAGAAAUGUUAUCAAUAUCUAUAUUAUCUACUUUCGGUAUCAGUGAAUAUGUUUGUUUUGGGUUAUUUUCCAUUAUCGUUUCCCUUAAGUUACUACUAUGAGUCACACAAAAUGUCGGCUGAACAGUUCUUGACUUCACUACAAGUUUUCAUCAAUGUUUUGGGUCUACCGCCUAAAGUUAUUGUACUGCGACUAUUAUUAAAACGUCUAUCCCAAUCUAAGGACAUAAUGAAUCUUCUAGAUGCUCGCUGCCUUCUAGCCGAAGAAUGUAAGAAAAUUCGCGAAUGCGCCAUAAUGGGCAAUCGUUUAACGGUAUUUUUCAUGAGUGUCUAUACCAUGUACGCCGUAGUUACCAUUUUAAGUAUGGUUUGUAUGGGUCAACCAGGUUAUUCACUAUUUUUACCCAUAAUAGAUUGGCGCAAUUCAUGGUUGGAAUUUAUACUGCAGUGUUUAAUAGAAUGGUUUUUGGUCAACGUCGGUUGUUUGCAUCAGGCAACGGUGGAUGUUUAUGCCAUUAUUUAUGUUUAUAUCUUGAGAACUCAUAUGCAGAUUUUGGUGGAUCGGGUGAAAAGAUUGGGUACAGAUUCAGCUUACAGUAAUGAUGAACAUUAUGAGCAAUUGGUGUUGUGUGUUAAGGAUCAUCAGAAUUUGUUGAAAUUGGUAGACUUCAUCAGCCCCGUUAUCUCUAUUACCAUCUUCAUACAAUUUAUGAUAACGGCCGCCAUUUUGGGCACCACUUUAAUAAAUAUCUUUGUGUUUGCUGAUUUCUCAGCUCAGAUCGCUUCAGUAGUAUAUAUUUUUGCAGUUCUAGUACAAACAUCACCCUGUUGCUAUCAAGCUACUUGUCUGAUCGAGGACAGUGAACAAUUAUCAUUGGCCAUUUUCCACUGUGAGUGGUUCGAUAAGGAUAUACGUUUUCGUAAAAUGAUGAUAUACUUUAUGAUGCGUUCACAGACGCCCAUUACUCUAACGGCUUUAAAAUUGUUUCCCAUUACUUUGGAUACUAGUGUGGGGAUUGCAAAAUUUUCAUUUUCUUUAUACACCCUUAUCAGGGAAAUGGAUUUUGGUCAGAGCUUAAAGAACUAA
Molecule: messenger RNA, 1197 nt
Organism: Lucilia sericata (common green bottle fly)
Lineage: Eukaryota; Metazoa; Arthropoda; Insecta; Diptera; Calliphoridae
Product: odorant receptor 7a-like
Exons: 3
Coding region: 1-1197 (398 amino acids)
Biological process (GO): detection of chemical stimulus involved in sensory perception of smell; sensory perception of smell
Cellular component (GO): plasma membrane
Molecular function (GO): odorant binding; olfactory receptor activity
Source: RefSeq, a predicted model, not a curated record